UAAAAUAACUCCCCCCUCCAAACAAAAAGUCAAGACUUUCCUGAUUCACCCCCACCUUCUCCUCUGCAGGAGUGCAGAUAAUGGUGGGGGAAGACUGAAAUGUGUUGCUCACAACGAGACUCAGACUUUAAAGCAAAAAAGCUCAGAACAAAAGACAUUUUUCUUUUGUAUUGCCCUGCUAUUACACAUACCGUAAUGUAAAAUCAGAACAGAACACGGCAGUUUGGUCAGGUGACACUUUUGUUUCAGCUCUUUCUCUCCCCCCCACACCCCUCAUGGUACAGAAGCCUGAAGGAAUCGGGACUGUUCCUGAAGAGGUGGUCACGUCGGAAACUCAGCCCGUGUUAGAAAGCUUCCUGUAACAAAUAAGGCGGCCUAUGAAAGACUUGAGCAAAGCGUUGGCUCUGGAGCUGGUUGAACUGUAGUUUGCAGGUCACUGAUUGAACAUUUAAAACAUGACAUGGCCCAACUAAAUGUGUUGCAGAGGAAAAUGCCCCCAUAUAAACUCCAUCAUAGAUGCUUUGAGACUCUGGUUAAGAAUCUAGAAUGUAAAACAGGGAGGCGGGAAUGUAGUGUGAUGCAAUGAAAUGGGGGUGGAGUUAAGCAAUCUUAAGACUUUGGGGGAGAAAGCCUUUAUGAUGUAAGACUUUGGGGGAGGAAUCAGACAUUCUGAUCUGCAAAGACUUUCAUAUAUGUUCAUCUCACAGGUGCGACAUACGCCAGACUGGUAAGAAGCUGAUGGCGAAAUGUCGCAUGCUGAUCCAGGAGAAUCAGGAGUUGGGUAGGCAGCUUUCCCAAGGGCGCAUAGCCCAGUUGGAGGCCGAGCUUGCCUUGCAGAAGAAGUACAGCGAAGAGCUCAAAAGCAGCCAAGAUGAGCUGAAUGACUUCAUCAUUCAGCUGGAUGAGGAGGUGGAGGGCAUGCAGAGCACCAUCCUGGUUCUGCAGCAGCAGCUGAGGGAGACCAGGCAGCAGCUGUCUCAGAUGAACCAAACCCAAGGCACUUCUAGUGGAGCUGGCCCAAGCAGAACUUCCCCUUCAACAGCCUCCGAACCUUCCACUCAGAGUGAACCAGCCAACGCCUCCAGUUCAAAUGUGGGGAAAGACUGCGGAAGGGUGUCCAAUGGACCCUCCAAUGGGAACUCAUCUCAGAGGGGUGCAUCUGGCUCUAGUUUGUACAGGGAAGCAAGCAGUGCAGAUGAAGAUUACCCUCCAUCACCCUCUGUCUCCAGCCCCACCCAUGAUGGCAUAUCAAAACUCUCCAACCACUCAGAAGAUGCAGUGAGCCAGAGGGGUGGAGAAGGGUACGUGACUCAGCUAAGUGCAGGCUAUGAGAGCGUGGACUCGCCUACAGGCAGUGAGACGUCAGUGACCCAGCACUCGAACGAUACAGACUCCAAUGCUGACUCCCACGAGGCCGCUGCUGUCCCCAAAGGCAGCAGGACUGCAGGUACGCGGCACAGCACUCAGAAUGGCCUGGACUCAUCUGCAGCAGCAGUUGCCACCAACACCUCCAAUGCCUCUGCAGGGUCUGUUUUGUAACAUUCUUCUAGUUUCUGUUCAUUUUUUUUUUUUUUAAGUAACUCACAACAAAUAAACAAAACAACCCGUCACACUUCAGGCCAGUUAGUUCUUGUUCAAGAAGUGGUCAAAAGCAUCACUUUUGUUUUGUACCCUCCUUCCCAUCAUAACCUAUUUCAGUACAUUUGCUACAUGCUCGAAACUGAUUACGUUUAUAAAAUGAGCAACACUGCGUUUGUAUAUUUGAUUUUUUUUAAUGAGAGUUUUAAACCAUUUUCCUCUGUCGAAGUGAUAUAAACACUCGGUUCUGUACUGUUCAUUUGCUCACUUGCUAGAACUCUGAAUGAUUUAGCUAUGUGUGAUGUAUCAAUGCUCAAGUCUUGAAACUGCAAGUUCAGAGUCCUUAGUUUCCUGAUGUUGAACUUUUUUUGUUCCUCUACAUGACGAGAGAAAACGUUUUUGUUUGACUUGUGUGUAGUUUUUCAAGACGUAUCUUGUUAAAUUCUGAUUUCGAUCCUUUUCAUGUACUGACCAAAUAUCAAUAAAGAGUUUUAAUAUGA
Molecule: messenger RNA, 2078 nt
Organism: Danio rerio (zebrafish)
Lineage: Eukaryota; Metazoa; Chordata; Actinopteri; Cypriniformes; Danionidae
Source: RefSeq, a predicted model, not a curated record